Molecule: messenger RNA, 1221 nt
Organism: Mycena indigotica
Lineage: Eukaryota; Fungi; Basidiomycota; Agaricomycetes; Agaricales; Mycenaceae
Product: HMG box domain-containing protein
Exons: 3
Coding region: 1-1221 (406 amino acids)
Biological process (GO): anatomical structure morphogenesis; cell differentiation; regulation of DNA-templated transcription
Molecular function (GO): RNA polymerase II cis-regulatory region sequence-specific DNA binding; DNA-binding transcription factor activity, RNA polymerase II-specific
Source: RefSeq, a predicted model, not a curated record
AUGACAACGCUGCAUACAUACCACACCAACAGCCCGAGCGAUGGCGACGACGACUACCCACCGAAGGUAGAGGGGGAAGACGAUGCCGACGCAGCCCUCACAUCGCAAACUCUGAAUGCUGACGGUACCCCCAAACGCCCAAUGAACGCGUUCAUGAUCUUUGCUCGGCGACGAAGACCACAAGUCUCUGCAGAGAAUCAGUCGAUGAGGACGGGGGACAUCAGCAAGAUUCUGUCUCAAGAGUGGAAGAGCAUGGCUGCUAGCGAGAAGCAGUUCUAUCAAAACCAGGCCAAGCUAUUGAAGGAGAACUUCAACUCGAAAUAUCCUGACUACGUCUACAAGCGUCGACCAAACAACUCGCGCAAGAAACGCAAACCGGAGAACGCUGCCAUUGGCGGCGCUCCACGAGAUCGUGAUACCGACGAGGCUGAGAGCAGCCCUGAUGCUGAGGACGCUGUACCCCUUCCUGACCAUGGGCGUGGAAGUUACUAUGGAAGCGGUGGCUCAUCUAGCUAUGGAGGAUCGGGCUCGAGUUAUGGCCAUCAUCCGUACAAUGGCUAUUCAGGGAGUGCUCAUACCCAUCACCACCGUUCAACUUCAUAUCCCUAUCCUCCUCACGACACCUAUCGUACAAGCUCCUCGUACAACGAACCCUCUAACCUCCCUCGGCUCCUCAGCUCGCCCUAUUACCCUCCUCCCUCCAGCUCACAUUCCCACUCUUCCAGCUCAUAUGACCCCUCCACAUCACCGCAUCUUGGACUGCGCAAGGCUCAAUCAAACCCAGCGAUCCCCCCCGGUGGUCCAGCAAGUAGUGGAUGGCCCACAACAACGAGUAAUACCUCCACCUCUGGCUCGUCAUACCCUGCCACGAGCUACAACCCCCCCAAUUACUCCCCAGCCCCCCGCUAUUCCAGCGUGCCAGACUCACCUGGUACUCGAUACUCGCCGUUUGCUGGGGCCAGCAGCAAUAGCGCCAGCAGUGGGUCCCCUGCUCCGACUCCUUCCUACAACACAAGCACCACUUCCAACCCCACAAACGGUGGCAGUCCGGGGCAUUCUUAUGCGAGUCUGAACGGCCAUAAUCAUUCCAAUACACCACGCUCGUUAGUGUCGGGGCUUGGCACUAACAGUAGCGGACUUGGCGGGCUCGGAAUGGGUGGGGCGGGCGACAGCUAUUUCUGGCGGCCGACGACGGGGGCCAGUGUUGAUAAGUUGCUGUGA